AUGACAAGCGAAGAACCUGAAAAAAGCAGCGAAUCAAAAGACAUACCUUUUCUCACAUCUCAAAUUCUACCACCCAUAGUGUUGAUAAUAGAAUGUAUUUCCGUUUUCAUUCUCCUCUUAAAUAGAGUAGAAAUUGAUACAGAAGGAGAAUUCUACGACACAAUGAAUGUUUUAUUUUCAUGGAGUGGUGAGAUUCAAAAUUUAGGUCCAGCAAUAUACGCAUUUAUAAAUGCGCAUCCAAAUCAGCAUAUUACAUUUUAUCUUACAACUACUCAAUCAAAAUAUAUACGGAAAUACAGGGCUUAUUUUGACAAAUGGCCUAUUCAUAACGUGAAAUUCUUUUUUGAAGUUCAUCAAACCAAAUACCUUGCCAAAAGAGUUAUUCGUGUGCCAUAUGACGCUUACAUCCGACUUCUUUUCCCAAAUGCACAUCCUGGACUUGAAAGGUUCCUAUAUUUAGACGGCGACGCAAUUGUACUCCAUAACAUCAAUGAUAUGUAUUAUUACGAUUUUCAAAAUAAAUCAGCAAUUGUGAUUUUGGAUCAUCUUUCGGAAUGUGAGGGAUUCAGCAGAUAUUUCAAUUCCGGAGUUAUGAUGUUUAAUAAUUGGAAAUAUGUUCAAGAAAACUUUUUAAAACAGGCUGAAGAUUACUUGAAGUGGCUAGAGAUAAAUAGAGGUGUAUGGUUUAACGAUCAAACUCCUUUGAACAAAAUCUUUGAACAUAAUAGAAUUGAAUUUCCACAAGAUUACAAUGAAUGGAACAUGACAAGAUUUAGUAAAAACACUAAAAUUGCUCACUUUUAUGAUAAUGAUUGGGCUUGUAAGCCAUAUAAGGCUAGUUGUAACCGUACAGAUCUUCCAUUUGAACUAUGGAGAUGUUUUUAUAAGGCUUUUAAAGAGCAACCUAAUCUUUGGCGUUAUAAUAGAAGUACUACAAUCUGUACAAACAAUUUGUUAUAA
Molecule: messenger RNA, 960 nt
Organism: Trichomonas vaginalis G3
Lineage: Eukaryota; Parabasalia; Trichomonadida; Trichomonadidae
Product: glycosyl transferase
Exons: 1
Coding region: 1-960 (319 amino acids)
Cellular component (GO): Golgi apparatus
Molecular function (GO): glycosyltransferase activity
Source: RefSeq, a predicted model, not a curated record